This is a messenger RNA of Alnus glutinosa, 1558 nucleotides long. Its product is annotated as serine carboxypeptidase-like 2. The transcript is spliced from 14 exons. Gene Ontology annotation, molecular function: acyltransferase activity, transferring groups other than amino-acyl groups; serine-type carboxypeptidase activity. The record is from RefSeq and is a predicted model, not a curated record. Gene Ontology annotation, biological process: proteolysis; secondary metabolic process. Lineage: Eukaryota; Viridiplantae; Streptophyta; Magnoliopsida; Fagales; Betulaceae. Bases 65 to 1459 code for a protein of 464 amino acids.
CCACCGCUUUGAAGAAACCCAACCAUUAAUUCCCGAGCACGCAUGCAGCAGCAAUAUCACUACAAUGUUGUUGUGCAUAGUUUCCUUCUUGGCUGUUGCCAACGUUGUUGAAUCACAGUGGGCUAUCAACAGCCUCCCGGGAUUUUCAGGCAAUCUUCCUUUCAAACUUGAAACUGGGUACGUAGGCGUAGGCGAGUUGGAUGAUGUGCAGCUAUUCUACUAUUUCAUUGAGUCUGAGAGGAGUCCAGAAGACGAUGCUCUUGUGCUUUGGCUCACCGGUGGCCCUGGUUGUUCAGCUUUUUCCGCCCUCGUAUUUGAACUUGGUCCAUUAUCAUUUGACUAUGAAAAUUCCGAAACGAACUCGCCAAAAUUGAAGUUGAAUCCAUACUCGUGGACAAAGGUUGCUAAUAUAAUAUUUGUGGAUGAACCUGUUGGCGCGGGAUUCUCUUAUGCAAAAACUUCCGAAGGAUAUAAUAUUAGUGAUACACUCGCAGUAGCAGAACUCUAUGAUUUCCUACGGAAGUGGCUUAAGGCUCACCCGAGAUUCCUCAAGAAUCCAUUGUACAUCAUGGGAGAUUCUUAUUCGGGCAUAAUUACCCCAAUCCUUGUUCAAGAAAUAUCCGAUGGUAAUGAAGUCGGUCGCGAGCCGCCAUUGAAUCUCAUGGGUUAUGCGCUUGGAAACCCAUUGACAGAUAGACAUGAUGACUUGAAUGCAAGAAUCCCAUUUGCUCACCUAAAGUGCCUUAUAUCCGACCAACUUUAUGAGUCAACUAAAAUGAAUUGCAAGGGCGAAUAUAUAAAUGUAGAUCCAAGCAACGCACCAUGUGUGGACGAUCUUAAAGCGGUUACAAAGUGUACUGAGAAAAUAUAUAUUCCGCAAAUAUUGGAACCAAUAUGCCAGUUGUUAUCCCCAAAACCAGAGGGAUCAAAGUGGGAUCCAGAGGCUCUUAAUGAGGAUUCUACAGGCCUCCUCCAAUCAAUCUCUCAUCUUCAUGAACCUAGAAGAUGGUGUCGGGAAUAUAACUAUUUGUACUCCUACAUUUGGGCGAAUGAUAAAACUGUUCAAAAAGCUCUUCACAUUCGCGAGGGGAGCGUCAGCGAGUGGGUGAGAUGCAAUGAGAGCUUAGUCUACACAUAUGAUGUCUCAGGUAGUCUAAAUUAUCACCGCAACCUUAUCAAGAAAGGCUACCAAGUUCUUAUUUACAGUGGAGAUCAUGACAUGACUUUUCCCUACAUCGCUACUCAUGGAUGGAUAGAGUCGUUAAAUCUGACAAUAUCGAGCGAUUGGAGGCCAUGGUUUGUGGAUGGACAAGUUGCAGGGUACACGAUGAAGUAUAAACGGAAAAAGUACUACUUGACAUUUGCAACUGUAAAGGGAGGGGGCCACACAGCUCCACAGUUCAAGCCCAGUGAAUGUCUUGCCAUGAUUGAUAGGUGGUUAUCUUACUACCCUCUGUAGUUAAUUCUGGAUUCUACCAAUUUAUUUUAUCUAUGUAAGCCUGAUUUCUAUGGAAAUUUUUAAAUAAUUUUAUGUGUGUAGUAAACACAAAUAUGAAUC